Messenger RNA from Solanum verrucosum, 624 nucleotides. RefSeq names its product protein NOI4-like. The coding region runs from base 144 to 368 and encodes 74 amino acids. The transcript has 3 exons. Lineage: Eukaryota; Viridiplantae; Streptophyta; Magnoliopsida; Solanales; Solanaceae. The record is from RefSeq and is a predicted model, not a curated record.
AUGGGUGCAACAACUAAUUUGCAACUUGAUUUUCCACUCCUUUAAUUGUCCUCUCUCUCAAGACUCGUUCUGAUCAUCCCUUCUCUCUCUCUUGGCUUUCUUCUUCCUUUCAUCAAUUAAAUUACGCAAAAAUUAUCAUAUUCAUGAAUUCUCAAGAGAAAGGUCGGCCAUUGCCGAAAUUCGGGGAGUGGGAUGUAAAUAAUCCAGCCUCGGCAGAUGGAUUCACUGUCAUAUUUGCUAAGGCUAGAGAUGACAAGAAGGCUAAUAGCAGUGCAGCACCAACACAAACGCCUAGGAAUGACUAUGCAUAUGGACAACCUAACCCUUAUCAGCAAGAAACCAGGAAAAGAAGGUUUUGCUGUUUCUGAAAGCAGGAUGUUUCGGUGGCUGUGAAUUAUGAGAGUUUUAAGGCCAUCGGGUAUUGCAGUUCAAGUCUGCCAAGUGGGAGAAUGAGUGCUGCAGCUUCUGUUUGUAUUUUACUCUAUUGGUUAUUGUUGCAUAUAUAAGGUUUUCUUCAAGUCUCUCUCAAUAUAUACUAUGUAUUCAGGGGAAUCGUCGACCAACUUUCACAAACACGCUAAUGUAUUCUACUUGAAAAGCAUAGUCGAUCACUCUCUCCAUUUA